AUGGCUGACUCAAAGAACGCCAACACUGCCACUGCCGACAGUGGUGAGGGUUCCGGCGCUCGAGCUGGCGCCUGGACUGAGGCUGAGAGAAGCCAGCUCCUCUUGCGCGUCCUCGCUAGUGUGCUCCCUGAGGGAAAGGGCGUCGAUUGGAAGAACGUCAACAUGCCCGGCCGCACGCAGAAGGCCUUGCAACACCAGUGGACCACCGUUCUGGCCCAGAUCCGGGACCUCAACAUUGGCGGUGACGGCACCGUCACUACCCCGGCCAAGCCCCGUGCGGCUCGCAAGAAGACGCCCAAGAAAGCUGCCGGUGCUGCCGAUGGCGAGAGCGGCGAUGAGGCUAACGAGGGCGACGAGGAUGGCACCCCCGUCAAGACCCCUAAGAAGCGCGGCGCUGUUAGCGCUGGUGAGGGUUCGGCCAAGAAGCGUCGCGCUCCCAAGAAAAGCACCCCCAAGGUCGAGGAUGAGGCCGCGGAGGAGGACGGCGAGGCCAAGGCCGAGGAGAACGUCGAGGAGGAGCAGUAG
Molecule: messenger RNA, 525 nt
Organism: Colletotrichum aenigma
Lineage: Eukaryota; Fungi; Ascomycota; Sordariomycetes; Glomerellales; Glomerellaceae
Exons: 4
Coding region: 1-525 (174 amino acids)
Source: RefSeq, a predicted model, not a curated record